Messenger RNA from Manis javanica (Malayan pangolin), 1641 nucleotides. Lineage: Eukaryota; Metazoa; Chordata; Mammalia; Pholidota; Manidae. The record is from RefSeq and is a predicted model, not a curated record.
GACCCCGGAGAGUGAAUGCCCCGCCCCUCGGGCCCGCCCCCUGUGCUUAGUCACAGGGAGGCUGCUCUCGCCCGGGGCGUGCGCGCCCUCCUCCCCCGGGACCCGCCCCCGGCCGCCCCGGCGGCGCGCCCUUCCGCGUGCAUGGCCCUGCUGUCCCGGACUCUGAGCGCCGGCGCGAGUGCGGGAACGAGCUGGCGGCGGGCGGCGCGCGCUCUCCCCCGCUUCCCGCUGCCGCCGCCGGCCCGCGCCUUCGCCCGCGCCAUGGCGUUCAAGGCGGAGCCGCUGCCCGCCGCCGGCGCGGUGGCCUACGACUACCUGGUGAUCGGGGGCGGCUCAGGCGGGCUGGCCAGCGCUCGUCGCGCCGCCGAGCUGGGCGCCAGGGUCGCCGUGGUGGAGAGCCACAAGCUGGGCGGCACGUGCGUGAACGUCGGAUGUGUACCCAAAAAGGUAAUGUGGAACACAGCUGUCCACUCUGAAUUCCUGCAUGAUCAUGUUGAUUAUGGCUUUGAAAGUUGUGAGAGUAAAUUCAGUUGGCGUGUUAUCAAGGAAAAGCGGGAUGCCUAUGUGAGCCGCCUGAACACCAUCUAUCAGAAUAAUCUAACCAAGUCCCAUAUAGAAAUCAUCCACGGCCAUGCAGCAUUCACGGGCAAUCCCAAGCCCACCGUGGAGGUCGCGGGGAAAAAAUACACCGCUCCUCACAUCCUGAUCGCCACAGGAGGCACGCCCUCCCGUCCUCCCGAGAGCCGGAUUCCCGGUGCCAGCCUAGGAAUAACCAGCGAUGGCUUUUUUCAAUUGGAAGAAUUGCCUAGCCGCAGUGUCAUUGUCGGUGCGGGUUACAUUGCUGUGGAGAUAGCUGGGAUCCUCUCGGCUCUGGGCUCUAGGACGUCGCUAGUGAUAAGGCACGAGAAGUUUCUUAGAAACUUUGAUUCAAUAAUCAGUUCAAACUGCACUGAAGAGUUGGAGAAUGCAGGCAUAGAGGUCCUGAAGUACUCGCAGGUCAAGGAAGUCAAAAAGACUACCUCCGGCUUGGAAGUCUGCAUGGUCACUUUGGUCCCUGGUAGGAAGCCCACCUUGGCCACGAUUCCAGAUGUUGACUGCCUGCUUUGGGCCAUUGGGCGGGACCCAAAUUCCAGGAGCCUGAAUUUAAACAAACUGGGAAUUCAAACUGAUGACAAAGGUCAUAUCCUAGUCGAUGAAUUCCAGAAUACUAACGUGAAAGGCAUCUACGCGGUCGGGGAUGUGUGUGGAAGAGCUCUUCUCACUCCAGUUGCAAUAGCUGCUGGCCGAAAACUCGCCCAUAGGCUUUUUGAAUACAAGGAAGAUUCCAAAUUAGACUAUGACAACAUCCCCACGGUGGUCUUCAGCCACCCCCCUAUAGGGACUGUGGGACUCACGGAAGAUGAGGCCAUUUAUAAAUAUGGAAAGGAAAAUGUGAAGAUCUAUUCAACCACCUUUACCCCAAUGUAUCAUGCAGUUACCAAAAGGAAAACAAAAUGUGUGAUGAAAAUGGUCUGUGUUGACAAAGAGGAAAAGGUAUGGGAAAAACCCGGGAAGCUGGGGAGUGUCUUCAGGGGUGGCUGGGAUGGGUGUUCUGAUGAGAUGGGAAGGGAGAAGACCAGUUGUUAAGCCUGCUCCAAUUCA